This is a messenger RNA of Chaetomium fimeti, 988 nucleotides long. RefSeq lists its product as uncharacterized. Lineage: Eukaryota; Fungi; Ascomycota; Sordariomycetes; Sordariales; Chaetomiaceae. The record is from RefSeq and is a predicted model, not a curated record. The transcript has 3 exons. Gene Ontology annotation, cellular component: preribosome, large subunit precursor. The coding region runs from base 195 to 530 and encodes 111 amino acids.
AAAUUCAGCUCUGGUUUGCGCCUGGCCUGGUUCAGAUCGAAAUUUUCGAACCACCCGCUCAUGCUUGUAUCCGUGUUAAUUUCACCCACCACCACUCAACUCAUUCCCACCAAGCCACCUCGGGUUGACAAACUCCCUGUCACUCAAACUCAAAUUAAACCACAUCCCACAGGACGUCAUAAGGCAAAAACAAAAUGGCGAAAAGUUCAAGGUCAAGCGUCAUCAAGACAAACAACCGGCGGCUCAAGAAGAAUGUAUUCGGCCCAAUCGAGUCCGCACGUGCAGAGCGCCUCUCUGCGAAGCUGUUGGCCCUUGCCGCCGAGUCCAAGCCAGAGAAAGAUGUGGACAUGAACGAAGAGCCUGUGGAGGAGACCAAGGACGCCGCUGCCAAGGAGGACACUGCUAUGGAGGUUGAAGGUGCUAAGCCGGCGGGCAAGAAGCCGAAUAGCAAGAGGAAAGUGGAGAAGCGGAGGGGCAAGAAGUCGUCGAUUGUCUUUCCCAUGAGGGGACCCAAGCGGAACAAGAAAUGAGGGGUGAUGGGUUUGAAGUCGGAUUGUCUUGGUGCGAGAGCAUCUCAUCGGACCCGACUUCUCUUCCCUCGGGCCGAGCCCUUGCGAUUAGUUGAUGUCGACCCCGUCAUAGUCGAGAAGGAUCGGCGAGGCCAAACGUUGCCGAGAAGAGGGAGGGGAAGAGGGAGGUUUUGUUCUUGCUUUCGGCGAUUUUCCAUUUUGCGGAUUCACACCCGCUGCAUUGGGUCAGGAGUCAGGAGUUGGGAAACAAAACAUCAGCUCCGCGGCGGAGCGGCCAUCAUGACCAGCAACGUCAGGGCGUCGUAGGACCGAUUAGCUCGAGCGGCUUGGUUUUGGGAUACAUACGAGGAAGGAAAAGCACCAUGUAUCAGACCACCUUCUCGGCGUAUCCGGUCCAUAAAUUGCGCGCGGGUCCGUCAGUUUCGAUGAUAUUCACAUGCCAUUUGGCGGUCUCUCUG